UAGCCACUUUUGUCAAGUAUGCUGAUGACCUCUCUGUCUCUAUGCCUGUCAACUCUCAGUCAGAUUGUUCCAAAUUAAAUAACUUUCUGUCGGAAAUUAGUCAGUGGUCCUCUUCAAACGGUCUUAAGCUGAAUCCGUCUAAAUGUCAGGUAGUAAAUUUCACUUUCAGACGAAAACGUGACCUACAACAACUAGCUAGCUCACAUGGUCCCACUAUCAUUGACGGCAUAGAGGUUGAAAUAACAUCGUCAACUGAAAGCAUCAUUGAUGGCAGUGAAGGAUGAUGAUAAAUGGAGCGAUAAAUUACCUCUUGUACUUCUUGGAAUACGUUCGACAAUAAAACAAGAUAUCGAAUGUUGUCCAGCAGAAUUAGUUUAUGGAACUACUUUACGACUGCCUGGAGAAUAUUUCAACCCAGCCACUGAAGUUCCAAUCGACGAAACUACUUUUGCACAACAACUGAGACAACAUAUGAGCCUUUUAAGAUAUCAUCCUCCGCGACAUCAGCUCAACCAAGCAUACAUGCCUCGAAAACUAGACGAUUGCACUCACGUUUUCAUACGACACGACGGUGUAAGGAAACCACUUCAACCACCUUAUGACGGACCAUUUAAAGUAAUAAGCAGAACAAACAAAAUCAUCACUGUUGAACGCGGAGGAAAACACGAGAAUGUAAGCAUCGAUCGCGUAAAACCAGCUUUCAUGGAAAUAGAGGUGACUGAAUGUUUACCCAAAUCAACAUCACCUAAAUUUGAGCCAAAAAAUGAGUCCUGCUCUCAAGAUUCAAAAUCUGAUGAUAUUCCGGCUAACAAAACAGAAAGAAUCACAAGAUCAGGCAGACGAGUACAUUGGCCACAAAGAUUUGUACAGACAAUUCAUUUCUAAUUCAUUUCCAUACUUGCUUAUUACUGUACUAUUAACUGUAUGUAAGAUAUAAAUCUAUUCUGUAGCUCUUUACAAUAACAACCUCAUUAUUAUUCUAAUAAUUUUUCUGGUUUCAUUGUUACAUUUUGCACAACUUUCUAAACAUUUUGGUUCGUUUCAAAGUUGUUAACAUUUUCGAACAUAUACAGUCAAAUUAUCAAACCUCAGAAAACUUAAAAUCCUCAAUUCGGUUUUCAUACCAGAAACUCGUAUAUAUUUCUCCUGUUAUUGUAAUUUACAAUAUCAUUCCGAAUACAGGUAAACUUCAUUUACCUGCAUUCUACGGAGGGGCUAUUGUAGUGACCCAUUUUAUUACUCAUCAUCGCAGUAUACUUUCACUAUGUAAUUGGACUUUGAUUUGUUUAUCACUCUAAAGAUUGCGUGUUAACAAUUGAUACUUUUGUACUCGCUCAACUUUUGAAUUUUGAUUACUGCGAUAAUACACGAUCGUAUUCCUUCACAAGUGCCUUUUGAUUUACGUUGUGGAUGUCGAGUAAUCACAACGUUAGGACACAAUGAUAAACGCGAAGAAGUACUAGGAUAUACGUGUACGCUAGUUUGGUG
Molecule: messenger RNA, 1488 nt
Organism: Trichobilharzia szidati
Lineage: Eukaryota; Metazoa; Platyhelminthes; Trematoda; Strigeidida; Schistosomatidae
Source: the annotation of a GenBank genome assembly